AAACUUCACUACAUGACAUUUUGGCGGGUAAUGAGAUUGAAAUGGAGAAAUAGGUGAAGUUGUGCUGACUAAUAAGCUGUAGAUUAGCUCACUGUUCGAACAUAUUUGUCUGCUGUACACAGUGAUGGUAGUUUUCCAUGUAUUGGAUGUUUACAAUGUACCUAAGCUGAGGAGGGAUAUUGAGUCUCAGAGUAUAUAUAUAUAGUAAUGCUACACUACCAAUAGUUACUGGGUGUUUGUUGUGAUUACAUGUUUUGGAUUGUAACUAGAUCGCAGAUACAAUAGUGAUGAUUGUAAACAAAUGUGACUCCUGUUAGCUAGUAACAGUGGAUUUAUAGUGCGAUUUGUCAGUAUAUACAUGCUUUAAACAAAUGACAAUUUUGAACUGAAGGAUUCAGAACUAGCUAUGACCAUGACAGCCACUGCAUUUAUUAUGUACAGUCUCGCCAAUAUUGUGGGAAUACUUCUGUUCUGGCUUUAUAAAAAGAGAGACAAGCGGGAGAAAAAACCAUCAGAAUCCGAGGAAUUAGAAAAUGCAACUGUUCGUAGAAGACGUUUAAAACAUCAACCAUCUUUACUUGCCUUACUGGGUCUUUCACAUACAUAUAACGACAGGUCAUUUUGUCCGAUAGAAGAUCAUUUUCAUAGUUUUACUGAAGUCAGUGAAGCGUGUAAGAGAGCAGGAUUAGAGAAAUGUGGUUUGAUCAUUGGCGUUGAUUUUACAGCGAGCAAUGAGUGGCAGGGCCGCAAAACAUUCAGUAGUCAGUGCCUUCAUAAAGUCAUUCCAGGAAAAAUUUAUAAUCCAUAUCAGAAAGUGGUGUCCAUCAUUGGUCAAACGCUCGAGCCGUUCGAUGACGAUAAUCUUAUUCCUACUUAUGGAUUUGGAGAUUCCUUAACCAAUGACGAGGAUGUGUUUAGUUUCCAUAGCAAUGGGAAUGCAUGUAAAGGAUUUUCAGACGUUUUACAUAAAUAUAAUGAAUAUGCAACAAGUCUUCAGUUUAGUGGACCAACAAAUUUUGAACCAAUUAUAAACAAAGCAAUAGAAAUUGUAAAGUUAAAAAAAUCAUAUCAUAUACUAAUUAUUAUAGCAGACGGUCAAGUGACUGAGGAAUCUCGGACAAUUCAGGCCAUCGUGAGGGCAUCGGAAUAUCCUCUAAGUAUUGUUGUCGUUGGUGUUGGCGAUGGACCAUGGGAUAUCAUGGAGGAUUAUGAUGAUUUUUUACCGAAUAGAAAAUUCGACAACUUUCAGUUCGUAAAUUAUCAUUCUGUUACAUCCAAAACAAAAAACCCUGAUGCAAGUUUAGCGUUAAAUGUUAUGAUGGAAAUCCCACAUCAGUAUAAGAUUAUAAAAGCUUUAGACUAUUUAGACACAAUACAAACUGUCAAGUCAGAUGCAUGACCUAGGUUUUAUUUUCAUACCUUACUUGUAGGGUGGCAUUAAUUAUGUUUUUAGGACUACAUUGGUCCAUUCCUAAGUAUGUUCCACUUUAAG
Molecule: messenger RNA, 1492 nt
Organism: Mytilus trossulus (common blue mussel)
Lineage: Eukaryota; Metazoa; Mollusca; Bivalvia; Mytilida; Mytilidae
Exons: 5
Coding region: 407-1399 (330 amino acids)
Biological process (GO): protein ubiquitination
Cellular component (GO): nucleus
Molecular function (GO): ubiquitin-protein transferase activity
Source: RefSeq, a predicted model, not a curated record